AUGCACCCUCUUACUCGCCGCGCCCUCGCUGAUGUCACCACGCCUACCCGCCAGGAACCGCCUGCUGCUGCUGUUGCGCCUUGUGCUUCCACCGCGUCUGCAUUUCGCGCUUGCCACGCCCGACUACACGCGACCUGCAUCCAAAUACACGCGACACCACGUGCCUCACCCCGACCCUCCGCCAAUCACACGCGCCCGCCGCCAAACCACUGUUCGCAUCCUGCACGACUACCUACAUGUACACCACCACCACCCACCAAUCACCGACACUCGACGCAUGCGCAAUUCCUGCGACCGCCCGCUAGUCCUCUUCGCCUGCUAGCUUCAUGUAAGCUGGUCCCGCUCGUGCGGGGGUAUUCGGCACGGAAGAAUACAAGUAGCACCUCAACAUGGCCCACAGAGUAUAAACGACUACACUUGACCGCCUCUUCGCCAACGCCACUGACUCCUGUCCUUUGUACUCUGCUCUUUACACUCGUUCGCUUACCACAAGCCGAGCCGCUACAAGCAUCCCAGUCCCGUUCCCCGCCACUCGUCUCCACGCGGGGAGGCGGUUCAUUCAGAUUUUUUUCAUGCUACCAUCUUUUUGUCCCGGCGCGCGCUGCAGUCACGUCAGGUACAUAUGACACGCCUUGCCAGCGCGGCGUCACAGAUGGCACGUCCUGGUUCGCAACAAGCAAAAGCGUACAGCUUUGUCGUCUAGAACAUACCUUGCCAACGCUGUCAUGCACCUCAGACCAAGGCACCCAUGGCUAA
Bipolaris victoriae FI3 is the source of this 756-nucleotide messenger RNA. RefSeq lists its product as hypothetical. Lineage: Eukaryota; Fungi; Ascomycota; Dothideomycetes; Pleosporales; Pleosporaceae. The record is from RefSeq and is a predicted model, not a curated record. The transcript has a single exon. Bases 1 to 756 code for a protein of 251 amino acids.